Trichechus manatus latirostris (Florida manatee) is the source of this 5629-nucleotide messenger RNA. It is a transcript of the gene RNF146, whose product is annotated as ring finger protein 146. The transcript has 3 exons. Bases 3717 to 4790 code for a protein of 357 amino acids. Lineage: Eukaryota; Metazoa; Chordata; Mammalia; Sirenia; Trichechidae. Gene Ontology annotation, cellular component: cytoplasm; nucleus. Gene Ontology annotation, molecular function: poly-ADP-D-ribose binding; zinc ion binding; ubiquitin protein ligase activity. The record is from RefSeq and is a predicted model, not a curated record. Gene Ontology annotation, biological process: ubiquitin-dependent protein catabolic process; Wnt signaling pathway.
UCCCCCCACGACGCGCCGGGCGGUCACAUGACCUCCGCGCGCGUCCCCGGCCGCUGCGGGCUCUGAGGACGAAGAGGAAAGACUGCGAAGUGGCCGCGGCGGUGACCAAGAGAUAAAGAAUGAGCCAGCAGGGGAAGAGAACAUCCUGCACACUGACUGACUGCUGGUGAUGAUGCUUUAUUUUUAUGUUGGGCAUCUGUGGGAUCUGUAGUAGAAAUGUAAGUACAGAAAUGCAGGUCUUUCCAAAGCUGCAGUUAAUUAGGUGAAUUGGUAUCUAUUAUGUUUAUUUCUAAUUUAUAUAAGACGAGCAUUUUAUAUUGACUUACAGAUGAUUUAUUGAGUUAACAGCUUUAUUCACAUUAAAUUAUUAUUAAUGUAGGUUUUGAAAAAUUUCCUUGUAGGGAAAAAUCUCUACUAAAAAGUAAAACUGAGAACAGAGGAAUUUGCUCAUAGAAGGCUAAAAAUCUGGAAUGAUCUCCAGGUCCUCUAGGUUCUACUUUCUCUCUACUUAGGAAUCUAUGUAAGUAAUCAAGAUAGCCAAAAAAUACCAGCUUUUACAUAUUCUUACAAAUUACACACAUGAGCAAGGUAAGGAUGACUUUCAGGUUACCACAAACUUGUUUGAAUAAAUUAAAGGAAUUGUCUUCAUACCAUAAUUGAUUUUUUUAAAAUUUAGUACAUUAUCGCUUUCCUUUCAUGCUGAUAUACCAUGGUCCCAGUUUCAGUAGUUAGUUGUCUUUUCCUAUCAUUUAGUGUUUGUGUAAUAUGUCUUAAAGUCUUACUCUACCUUGAACUUGCCCAUAUUAAACUUCAUUCUGUUACUGAAACAUUUUCACAAAUGAACAUCAUAUUUCCAUCUUCCAAAAUGAUAGGAAACUCUCCAACUUGAUGUUAUCCAUGAAAAAUGCCGUGAACGUUUUAUUGACCUUUACCAUCCUACUUGCGACUGCAGUGUUUCAAAUACUGAAUCAAAGACUGACCUUUGUAGAUACCAUUUCACACGUUCUCCCAGUUUGCCGUAUAGCUAUUGCUGGUUACUUUUCCAGUGUAAUACCCUGGGUUACAUACUUGCCUUAAAAGUAUUAAGUAUUUUUCCUAGUCAGUGUUGAGAAUAUUUGAUAAAAAAUGAUCCCGAUAAUUUUUCUUUAAAAUUAGGGCAGAUAGAUAUUUUAUUACGUUUCUUUUUUAAUUCUCUGUAUCAGAUAGUGUUGGUGCUGAAAGUAUAAGGUCCCUGCUAUCAAGAAACUGACUACAAGUUAGUAAGUGAAAGACACGUAUAUAAUUAGCAGUUAAUCAGUGGGACAAAUACCUUGUAGAGGUAAGAACAAAGUGCUACUGGAACCCAGAGGAGGAGGAUAUUAAAUCCAUUUGAAGGGUUCAGAGAAUGCUUCCGUGAACAGAGAACUUUUAACUUAGCUUUAAAAAAGGAAUAGAAUUUUAAUAGGCUGAGAAAAUUAAGAAAUAUUUUCAAACCGUAGGAAUGAGGAGGGCACAGAUGCCUAAACAGCAAGGCAUCUUAGGGGAGAGAGGGAAUAAUCAAAUGUGGGAAAGUGGGGUGGGGAAAGUAAAGGGAAUGAACAUUUAUCAAAAAUCUACUAUAUUACCAGGCGCCUACUGGCUGUUUUACUUCGAUUAUUAUUAAAGUUACAUUGAAAUUCAAGCUCCUUAUGUUUCAGCAGAACUAUAGAUAAUGCAGAUUUAUUUAUUUGUUUAUUUUGAGAAACAGUCAAUUUUUAAAAAAGUCAGUUGGGAAGGAAGAUGACUUUCAUUUUUGAUACGUCUGCACAUCUCUAAUUCUGAAGUGAUGUAUUAACUUACUUUUUUGUGUUUGCAGUUGGGUUCUGACUUUAGAUUUGACAAAAAUACGAUUUUUAAUCUUGAAGUUUUAUUGCUGGCUAAAUAGUUCUUCAGUACUUUGUACGUUAAAGACCUUUUUUGUUUAUAGUAAUUUUACCUUUUGACGAGAUGUCUUCAUAAAGGUUAGACAAAAUCUGAGUUUGAGAUUGCUACUAACUCUGAAAGUGAAGAUUUACUAGUAUUAAUAGACACUUAGGAUCUUCCAGAAAUACUUUUACAUGGUUUAUCUAUGGGAAGAAUAAUGGAAUUUAUGCUUAAAAGGUAUAAUACCACAUUUAAUUAGUAGAAGUCCUUGAAAAUGAAUGAUAUAUUUAUUGCGUUCAUUAGCAGAGUUGGAUUAACUUCAAUUCAAAUUUCCAUAUAUUAAAUUAUUUUUAACUUAGUAACCAGAAAAUAAAUGUCCUUUUUCCAAAUGAUCUCUUGAGUUUUGCAAGAAAUUUAUUAUACAGGGAAUACUUUUCUUGGAUUAGCAUUAACUCUACCGAAUCGUUGUUCUACAAAGAAGGGGGAAGGAAGCAUUUCUUGGUAUGAUCCACUGCAUAGAUUUAGCCUCCAACCUAUUGUAAGAUUAUUCAAACUAUGCAAAAUAGUUUAUAGGGUACGUUAAAAUGGUAAUAAAAAUGUACUCGAAGUAUGUCUAAUAGGCACAGCUAGUGGUUUUUUGGGUUGCUUUAUCUUGUUACGUAUCUUGUCCAUUAUCUAUGUACACUUCCAGGAUUAUAUAAGAAAUAUUACUAAGCUUUUCUACCCAUUUAUUAGUUGGUGAUAGACUAAAAAUAUACAUGGUGGGGUAACAGCAUCAGAAUUUAAAAUUUGUUAUGGCAAAUUGAUAGUUGACAGUAUUUCUAAUGAAAUAAUGAACCUUUCCAGUGACGUACUAUUUUAGCUAUCUGGUGUCCGUUAUCUGCUUUCUUAUAAAGUUUAUGUAACUGUACUUCACUGUAAUGAGGGAACCAGAAUACCUGCCCAAACAAUUGUUUUUCCUUUCCAAGUGUAUUGUUUUUAUAGUCCAUGCCUUCCCCUGAGAUAAUGUUAAUUGCAUUUUUAGUUUUGAUCUAUGUUUAGCUUUAUUCAUGUAUGUAAGAGAGUCAUACAAGACAUUGAUCAUUUUAAGCAAGGUGGUAAAUAAUGCUUUUAGGUAGAAAACAUUCUUUUCUGUAGGUAAGUUAGUUACAUCUGAUGGAAAACUGACUUUUGGGGUUAGUUUUACUAUAGGAAACACAACAUGCUUCAGGAUUAUGCCUUUAAAAUAUGACAUUGGUUCUAGUUACAUCUUGGAUAUCUUGUUUACAUUUUACCAGCAUUUUAGUUUUCUUUUUAAAAUUUUAAGUUUAUCAGCCUGUCCUUUGCCAAGAAGGUACCUGGAUAGUUUAGAAUGUGGACUUCUUGUAUACAAGAUACUGGUAUUGUUUUUUUCAAAGUAGUGGUAAGCAUUUGUCCAUCUCUUAAUUUUCUCUUAUAACUAGAAUCAAGCAUUAUUACUUACAGUUGGAUGGCUUUCUUAUUUUCUUCUUAAUUGGGGCUUUCAAUACAUACACAAACUAAAAAAAGAUUUUCAGGAACUUCAUUGACAGCUGAUUUCUUUGACCUAAUUUGAAAGAGAUGGAAGAAUAUACAUAUUGUUCUCCCAUUCUGCAUCUAACUUUUUUUUGUUACCAAAUGCUUUAAAUUAUCCUGAUAUGUAAGUGUAGCAAUAGGAUUUGAUGAAUUAAAACUAGGUAGCGAGUCCCUUAAAACUAUUCUCAGAGUUGUUGUGUUCUUUUCCUAGAUUGGCCUGUACAUAGGAUUUGCCAGUAAAAGAAAAAUGAGGAGCUGAAUUCAGUUAGCAAGUAUCUAUUAUAUUCUAUAUAAUCAACAGGAUGGCUGGCUGUGGUGAAAUUGAUCACUCAAUAAACAUGCUUCCUACAAACAGGAAAACGAAUGAGUCCUGUUCUAACACCGCACCUUCUCUAACUGUCCCUGAAUGUGCCAUUUGUCUACAAACAUGUGUUCACCCAGUCAGUCUGCCUUGUAAGCAUGUUUUCUGCUAUCUGUGUGUAAAGGGAGCUUCAUGGCUUGGAAAGCGAUGCGCCCUCUGUCGACAAGAAAUUCCUGAGGAUUUCCUUGACAAGCCAACCUUGUUGUCCCCUGAAGAACUCAAGGCAGCAAGUAGAGGAAAUGGAGAAUAUGCAUGGUAUUACGAAGGAAGAAAUGGGUGGUGGCAGUAUGAUGAGCGCACUAGUAGAGAGCUGGAAGAUGCGUUUUCCAAAGGUAAAAAGAGCACUGAAAUGUUAAUUGCUGGGUUCCUGUAUGUUGCUGAUCUUGAAAAUAUGGUUCAAUAUAGAAGAAAUGAACAUGGACGUCGCAGGAAGAUUAAACGGGAUAUAAUAGAUAUACCAAAGAAGGGAGUAGCCGGACUUAGGCUGGACUGUGACUCUAAUACCGUAAACCUAGCAAGAGAGAGCUCUGCAGAUGGAGCGGACAGUGUAUCAGCACAGAGUGGAGCUUCUAUUCAGCCUCUAGGCUCUUCUUCUGUAAGGCCCCUAACGUCGGUAGAUGGUCAGGUAACAAGCCCUGCAACACCAUCGCCUGAUGCAAGCACUUCUCUGGAAGACUCUUUUGCUCAUUUACAACUCAGUGGAGACAGCAUAGCUGAAAGGAGUCAUAGAGGGGAAGGAGAAGAAGAUCAUGAAUCACCAUCCUCAGGCAGGGUACCAGCACCAGAUACCUCCAUUGAAGAAACCGAGCCAGAUGCCAGUAAUGAUACUGAAGGUGUAUCUGCGCUUGUUGCAGAGCACUCCCUGACCCAACAGAGACUUUUGGUUCCUAAUGCAAACCAGACAGUAUCUGAUCUAUCAGAUAGAUCUGGGACUGAUCGAUCAGUAGCAGGGGGUGGAACAGUAAGUGUCAGAUCUAGAAGGCCUGAUGGACAGUGCACAGUAACUGAAGUUUAAAUAAAAGUCUUUAGCCCAUGCUCAAGGUUGAAAUGGUUCUCUGUAAAUUGCUGCCCACGUAGCAUUAUACUCAUCCCUAGUAGUGCAUUGUUGGGGUGGGAAGGGGUCUAGGAAGGAUAGACCUGUAAUUAAAAUGUCUAACACAUCUCUGUCUUUUGAGAAAUUUAUUUAAUGUAAGGAGCUUGGGUAUUAAUAGUUGAGAGCUGUUUAGUAAUAACCCAGUUUUCUUGAGGUCUGUUUAUUUUAUAGUUUUUUCUUUAGUUCUUUUGGCCAGUGUGUAUAUUACCUGUGCAUUAACAGUCCUCAUCCGAUUCUUGCAUUGUCUUAUUUUUCUGCAUGGAUUGACGUAAACUCAUUAAUAAAAUUUGGUGCCUAUGAGAUGUUUGCUAUCAGUAUGAGCAGGAAGCUUAUUAAUGUGAGAAUAGAUGUGAAUUUGGAAUUUUAGAAUAACAACCAUUUUAUAGUAGUUUCUGAAAUGGAAAUGUAAAGAAAACAGCUAAUAAGUUUCAGAAUCUUCUCUGUAACACUUAAUGGUUUCCAUAGGCUUUGCUGUCUAGUCCUUGUAGUUUGAGGUUUCUCUUAAUCAACAUUUUUGACUACAAAUUUAUAAUUUAAUAAAUACUACAGUUUACCAAAAAUAAUUUGUUUCUUGUUUGAGUCUGGAUAGGGGAUGGAAACAUUUUGACAUUUAAGCAGGGUUCUGAAAAGGUGGUGAUUUGAAUUGGUGCUGUUCAACUUAAAAAUUGUCACCUGCUCAGAAAUGUUUUAUUUCUUAAUAGAGGAUAUUUAAGCAGAAUCUACAGGCAGUGUUUGUGGAAUAAAUACGUAUGGAAAUAAAA